AUGGAAGAAAUUAAUACUCAGAAAAUAGAAGAUUCUCCAGCUCCCUCUAGAUGUUAUCUUUGGAAUUAUGAUAAGUGCACAAUAGGAGUUCCUCUUGAUAAUUAAAGAUAACCAGAGGAAGAUUUUGAAUUGUAAAUCAUCUUUGCUAAAAUGAAUUUAACAAUAGAUGAAACUCCAUUUCACGAAACUAAAUGUUAAAAAUAAAAAUAAGACUUAUCUUACAAAGCAGAAUUCAAUAUGAAACACUUUGCAUAAUAUUAUUUGUAUCAGUUGGUAUUUUAAAUUUGCUAAUUAGUUAUUUUAUAUCUUUGGUCCCUUUACAUGUAUAUUUUUUUUUAAUAAACCUAUGUUAAUGUAUAAUUUAGGUUUUUGGUCUUGCAGAUAAGAUGUUAUAUUUCAUUACUUUUAAUGGGGAGGACAUAUUUUUUCACUUAUUAUGUAUUUUUAUUUUGGACUAAUAUCAUCUUUAGAAAUGGGACUACUUUGGUUUUCAUUGCUAACUCGAUCUAUUAUCAUAGCAGCAAAAUUCUCUACAUUUAAUGAAGAUAGAGUAGAACUAUAUGAAUAAUCUCGUUUAUCAGAAAAAACUAUAAAAUUUGAUACAGUAUUAUUUGAUUGGGCAGCUCAAUCAAAAAAACUAAAAUAUUUAGAAAUUGCAAGAUCAGCUAAACGACAUGAUUUUGAUACACAAUUUUUCUACUUCGACUUUAUAGUUGAACCAAUGUAAGAAACUUAAAAAGCACUUGCUCAAGAACAGAAUAUUGAAAUUGAUGAGGUGAAAAAUGGAAAAUAUAGUGGAAUCAAUUUAAUUUCUUAUUUCAUAGAAUCAUUUUAAUAAUUGAACACCAGAAAAUAUAUUGUUUUAACAUCACUAAUCAUUAGUUUAAUUAUAGUAGCUACCCCUAAAGCUAUUUAUUGUUAUAACUACUUUUAUUCACCAGUUGAAGUAUUUUUAAAUGUUAUUUGUGGUAUAUUUUAAACUAUCUAAUUUAAUUGCAUUUUCAUUUAUUUAUCAAUUGCACUUGAUGAUAUGAAAAGAAAAAUAUUUCUAUUAGAUCAAGUCUUUUAUUUAAUAAGUACAAAAAGAGUAAAAUGUUGUGAAUUCAAAUUAACUCCAACUAUUGAUAUUAAUUGUCCCAGAACUAUUGAAGCUUGGAGUAUGUUAAGAUCAAUUACUUUUGAUUAUGGUGCAUCUUAUCACAUAAGAAAUUAAGUUUAUUUUACUGUUUUAAUAUUAUUUUGCAUAGUUAGCAUAAUUUUUGUACUUCAAAUAAUUUUAGAUUAUUUUAUAAUUGAUUAUUACUAUUUGAUUACAUUAGGUAUUAUUUUCUUCGUUUACUUAAUAUUUGUUUCUUGUUAUUUAAUGAGUGCAGCAAAAAUAAAUGAAUAUUUUGAAGAUUUUAAGACAUAAAUUGAAAAUUUAAAAUUUAUUUGCUAGGAUGUAAAAAGAAUGAAAAAGUAUUAUUUUGAAGAUUGUCUUUCAGAACCAUAAAACUUUAUUCAUAAAUCAUUUGUUAAUCAUUUAAAACAGUAACAUGGAAAAGAUACUUUAGUUAUUUAUUAGAGGAUAGAUUGUUUAAUAGAAUCUUUAGAAAAUGCUUAGAAACAUAUAGAAUAUGAUUGUAGAAACUAUCCAUUAAAAUUAUACGGGAUAAAAAUUAGUUUUGAGAUUCUUUAAAACUUUGUUGUAGGUUUAUUUACUGUCAUAAGUUUUGUGAUUUAACAAAGAUUUUCGUCUUGA
Molecule: messenger RNA, 1741 nt
Organism: Paramecium pentaurelia
Lineage: Eukaryota; Ciliophora; Oligohymenophorea; Peniculida; Parameciidae
Source: the annotation of a GenBank genome assembly